GCGCCCAGUAUCCAUCCGGAAAUGGAGCGACGAACCGCGAGCCGGGCGAGCGUGCUGCUGCACCUGACGGCCGCCGUGCACCUGGGCUACGCCAUCUACUACGACUACCGGUUCGCGCAGCUGCCCCAGCUGGCGGUGACCCUGCGGCUGGAGCCGCCGAUGGGCGGCAAGUUCAAGUACAUGACCUUCCUGGGCGGCCUGCUGCAGUUCGGCUACUACUCCCUGGCGCUGACCUACGACCUCCUGCGGCUAAGGUCCCUGCGAAAGCUGCGCGACUACGUACUGGCCACCUACGUGGUGCCCCUGGCCCUCACGGUGGGCAUGACCUUCUGGACCCUCUAUGGCAUCGACCGCGAGUCGAUCUACCCGGAGCUGCUCGACCUGGUCUACCCCAACUGGCUGAACCACGCCAUGCACACCUUCGUCGUGGUCUACGCCCUCGUGGAAAUGGGCGUCACCCGCCACCAGUAUCCGCAGCGCAGGAGGGGAUUCGCCGGACUGGGCGCCUUCAUGGCGGCCUACCUGGUGUGGAUUCACUUCGUCUGGUUCCGGACGGGCAUCUGGGUGUACCCCUUCCUGGGCGGCAUCGAGUGGCCCGUGCGGAUCCUCUUCUUCGCCCUGAUCAUGGCCCUCGGCUUCGGUUACUAUCUGCUGGGCGAGCACCUCAACCUCGUCCUGUCGGUGCGGAGUCCUCGAGAUCGCAGGUGGAGUGGCAGCGAUUGAAUAUACUUUAUUGGUAGUUUAGGGUUCGGAAGGUAACAAAUGCAUCUUACGGUUUAUUAUACUUUAUUUAAUGUAUUGUCUUAAGUGUACUUGAAACUAGAGAGUUAUAACCAUAAACUGUUUAAAUUCGGAAGCAAGUCUAGGCAUUAUAGAUAUAUAGGUACUAAUAGCACACUAAAUUUAUACUGGGAAGUAAUGGAAUUUGUACCAACUUUAACUUUCAUUCAAAAUAAAACUGCUGGCAAUCAGCCCUAAAACAAA
Messenger RNA from Drosophila biarmipes, 984 nucleotides. Its product is annotated as androgen-induced gene 1 protein. The record is from RefSeq and is a predicted model, not a curated record. Gene Ontology annotation, cellular component: membrane; endomembrane system. The transcript has a single exon. NCBI's taxonomy places the organism in Eukaryota, Metazoa, Arthropoda, Insecta, Diptera, Drosophilidae. The coding region runs from base 22 to 723 and encodes 233 amino acids.